GCGGGAACCCCGCCACCAACCCCCUCCUCCGUUUCCUGCAACGGCUUUGGUGAUUUCUCUUGUUUAGCGUAGCUGCUUGUGUUUGGAAUCCUCCAGUUGGGCAUGGUAUGUCUGUGCCAGCAAGAAGAGAAAAAUGGGCAAUGGGAUUUUAUCCAGGCUUCAGAUUCAGAGAAGCCAAAGAAUUGCGCAGUUUCCUUUCAUUACUUUUAGGUCGUCGUCUCUCGUAGAUACUUGCUCCAAAAUGUACUGCAGGAAAGCUUGGUGGUACAAUCCCAUGUAUUUGGGGAAUGGAGAGCUGUGCUAGGUUUAGGAUCUGUCCAGUCCAAUCGGAUACCAGCAGAGGUUUUUUUCCCCCACCUCUAGCGGCCACUCUCGUUUCCUUUUCGCCUUUCCGUGACACAAAACAAAAGUAGGCACUGCCUGUGAUGAGCUGCUCAUCUUUGACACGACGCCAUGUGAAAUCCGAGCAGCGAUGGGAUCGGUAGUAAGAGCCCAGGUGGCCAGUGAAUGCACAGAUGUUCCGUGGAGAGAUAAAGAAAAAGCACACGUCGCUUUCCUGGAGCCAAUUCCCCAACUGCUUCCUAUCCUUGCCUAUUUAAUUGUUUCAGAAGUCGCUGUUUCGUGCAAAACACAGAGAUUUGCAGGAUAUGAUGGUCAAUCAGACGACAUAUGGAAUUCUUAUAUCUGCUUCUUGCUCUGAAACUUCUCUCUUUUAUAAUAGAAGAUUGGGUACCCUAUCUUCUCCCCUCUGAAACUAAGAAAUAGAUUUCUUGUUACUUGCAGUUUCCUCUUGACUCUGUGUCCUCAUUGAGGCUUCAGAGUUCAGACAGACACAAUUUCCUCAAGGAAACAAGCUUCUAAGUUGGCAUCUCCUUUCCCCUGCACAAAUUGUACUGUCUCAACAUAAUAAAAAAAAUACAAUAUGCAUCAAGACAGUUUCAGAUCAGUGGUUUGCAGAUCCCUUUCAAAGAACCUUCCCCCCAGAAGCAAAGAUGGAAGCUAUCCUGAAACAGUCCAAUGUGCUGUUCCUUGUGUUGUUACACUGCAACCUUCGGUUUGUCGAAACUGUCAAGGCCAGGAACGCAGCACGUCGCAAAGCUACCGGGAGGAGAGAUCCAUGUCAUUCAAUGGGGACUAUCUUAUGGCGUCCUCACUAUCCAAACAUUUUGCCGAGGACCUCCUAAGGGGCGCCAUGGAUCUCCAGGAGUCCCUUGCAAUGCUUGAGAAAUUCCAAACUGCAUCGCAGAGCAUGAGACUAUCCAACAAGAAGAGAAGACCAAAAACUGGUGAAAAAUCUCCAGAAAUAGAUACCAUAAUCCGUGAAGUCCUCCUGAGACCGUCAAAUGCCAAGAAGGCACUACCAAGAACUGUUAACAAUGGAUUGCACGGGCAGCUAAGCAAUUCUACUGAUGAGUUGAAGAAUGCUGUCAAGGAUAGUUUCUACAGGAAGAACCUCCUGUCGGUGUCCUCCAAUAAUGAGCAGGCCUCUUUGAGCCAGUCAGCACGGUACUUGCCGAACAAUUAUUUGAUUUCCAAGAUUUCUCAACAGAAGAAAGUGGCGCCGAGAUCACUUCCAUCUUGUGCAGCAGUGCAACCGGGCAAGUCUAAAGCCCCAAGUUUGGUAGCCAAGCUCAUGGGCCUUGAUGGAUUGCCCUCACAAAAAGAUAACUCUAAAAUGAAAGAUGAGAAGAUUAAGACAGUGAGUUCACCAAGAGCACGGUUUGAUAUUGAGAUGCCCAAAUCACAAAGGCUACAGACGCAAUUAUUUGGAGAGGAGUCUGGUUUUGAUGCAGAGAUGCCUAGCUCAGAAAAGCUAGCACCAGAACAUUACAAUGUUCGGACAGAUUAUACUAGUUCACAGAAGGGCAUCACUCCUUCUAAUAAUACUGUAGCGACUAAUGAGAUCAGACCGAUGAAAUCAAGUCUCAGAGAGAUAAACAUUGAGCAGGCUCGACCAAAAUCUCCAAAAGAAAUAAAGAUUGCUGCUCCUACAAGCAGAAAGCAGCAGAUCAAGGAGACCACUGAGAUCAAUAGGAGAACUAGGGAGAAGCAAAAAUCUAAUUUAACUUCACGGAACAGAGGAGGGAGGGAGGAUGCAAAGGCUAAAGCAGUAUCAGCAUCUCGUACUGCUAAAGUGGCAAAAAAUCCUGAUAGAAAAUCAGUGUCAAGUAGCAGUCGCUCUUGUGACUCGGUGAAGCCCGUCUUACAGAGAAGAACACAUAACAAUUCCAGACAGAAGACAGUAUCCAGGAGAAAUGUCAAGAGUUCAACUAUUGAUGAGUUAGUGGCGUAUGAGAUACAAAGGGAAAUCUUUCAUGCACUAGAUCAAAUUGAUGGCCCAUCCACUGAACAUAGUGCAACACCUAGCGAUGAAAGCUAUCCAAAUGCUGAUUGGGAGGCAGAAUCUUCUGUGGAUGAUAUUCAGAAAGACUUUUGCGAAUCCGAUGAAGCUUCGCUAUUUACCAGCCAUGCUGAAAGAACUGGUUCAACUGAUGGAGAUGCUAUUCACCCAUCAUCAACAGACAUAAUAACACAUAUAAAGGAAGCUGAGAUAAAAGAUGAAAUCAUUUUGCUUCUCCUAAGUGAUAAAUCUUUCCUUGGCAAAGCAUCCAAACUCAUAGGCAUCGACGUGUAUGAGCAUCUGCGCAACCAAUAUGAUGUAAUUUCCAAGGUUGAAAUGAAGGAACACAAGAUCUAUUUGGACACCGCAGCGGAGCAACUGGAACGAAAACAUCACCAGCAAAAUAGUCUGUGCUACACUGGAUUUCAGGGCCAGAAAUGCAGAGCAAGAGCAUAUUUCUCACUGGAGGAAUUGCUAAGAGAUAUCAGUAAUGGAAUCAGAAAGCUGAAUGGCUAUUCCGCCAGAGACGACGCAGGUUGCACAAAGGAUAGCCUAGACUUGAAGCUGGAGAGGGAUCUCAGGUGCUCAGGCGCGUCCAUCAAUGGUGUGUGGGACAUGGGCUGGCAGGAUCUGAUUUGCACGGAAGAAACAGAAUGCUUCAUCAGAGAUGCUGGGGAGGACAUCCUGUCGUUGCUGAUUGAGGAAGCUGCUUUGGACAUGUGUAUGCACUGACCUGAAAACAUCCAGCAGCAAGGGCGUUAUUGCCGCCAUGAAGAUCUAACUUGUUAACUUUAGCCUGAACUAGUUUGGGUUGUAAUCACCUGUAUGGUAGCAUAAGGAUUUAAGAACCAUUGAAGUAGGCUGUAACUUGUUUCCAUUUGCUGAAGAAAUUGGUGAAGUUGUGUCUUCACCAACAAAUGACUGUAAUUUGUGCAAACCGUCAUGGAUAAUCAAAGGGGAAAAAUGACAUGGUUCUACAGACUACAGUUGUUGAACCUAGAACAGCAAGCGACAGUUCAGCAUAGUUCUAAUCUGAAAAGGGCAGGGUCAUUUCAGGCUCAAGAAUUGCCCGGUGAAUUUUACCAGACUGACAUGAUAGCCGCAACAGCUUUUUGUGUUGUGCAGAUAGACAACUACAGCCUAGGGUUCAAGCAGGUUCAAAUGUGGGUUCUAUUUGAUAAUUAAAUCAGAUUAUGGAAAAUGAUUCAAGUUGUUUCUGUUCUAGUGUGCCAUAAUGGGGAAUCAGAUUGUGGGUUCAAUCAUCAAUAAGUUAAAUUUUAGAUUUUGUGGAAGUCUAACUUUCCAACUCGAUAGUUGUCUCCUUGAGCUCUAAGACGUUAUCAAGAUUGCGAAAGGUAUUGCCUAUGUUUUUUU
Messenger RNA from Setaria italica (foxtail millet), 3715 nucleotides. RefSeq lists its product as uncharacterized. NCBI's taxonomy places the organism in Eukaryota, Viridiplantae, Streptophyta, Magnoliopsida, Poales, Poaceae. The record is from RefSeq and is a predicted model, not a curated record. The transcript has 5 exons. The coding region runs from base 923 to 3073 and encodes 716 amino acids.